Molecule: messenger RNA, 1443 nt
Organism: Nymphalis io (European peacock)
Lineage: Eukaryota; Metazoa; Arthropoda; Insecta; Lepidoptera; Nymphalidae
Product: abasic site processing protein HMCES
Exons: 5
Coding region: 317-1435 (372 amino acids)
Biological process (GO): DNA damage response
Molecular function (GO): single-stranded DNA binding
Source: RefSeq, a predicted model, not a curated record
AUUUUUCGAAUUGGAGCACCCAUUUAUUUUAAUUCAUUAUUUUCCAAUUCAUUUGGUCAGGGUGAACGGGGGGAUUUCGAGAUGGUGCUAGAGCGUAGACAGAGAAACUAAUAGACGCAAUGACGAUUUCCUUCUCACUUACACAAGAAAGAGAACGAAAAUUACGUUACAAAUGGUUUAGACAGAGAUAAAAUUAUCAAAUGUUUUGUCCCUUAUCGCGUAACCAGUUUUGGUGUUUUUUUCGCUACUCAAGUAGCAAAACAAAUUGACAGUUGGUGCGUUCGUUGUGUUUAUUGUUCAAUUUUUGCUUAUUUUUAUGGUAGAAAACGAUUUUUACCUAGUGAAAAAACCAAGAACCAAACCUUAUAUCAUGCAAAUUGUAGUUACUAUGGCAACAUUAUACGUACACUUUGACAAACUAUCUCGGUCUCAAUCGCGGUUUCACGGCCCUUUGGUCUAUUUGUUUCUCUGUCUACGUGCUAGGGCUAUAGGGCUUUUCAGAGUUGGCAGCACUGGGCCAAGAUCUCUAAAUAAGGAGCAAGUUCGUUGUGCAUGUAGUUACAAACAGAAGAAUGGAAAUACCUAUAUUAAGCCUGAUUGGCUGCAUGAACAUAAUGACGGAAAAGAGUAUCUUCCCUCUUAUAAUAUUGCUCCAAGUGAUGUAACGCCUGUACUAAUUGCAGGCAAUAGAAAUGAGGGUAUAUCUAAAACAAGUAGAGUUCUCAAGCCAAUGAUGUGGGGAAUAAUUCCUCCAUGGCACAAAGGUGAUUAUAAAAACCAUAAUUUAAGCACAAACAAUUGCCGCAUUGAGAAUAUCAAAAGUUCUAAGUUGUUCAAUCCAAUAUUGAUAAAUGGAGGCAGAUGUGUUAUUGUAGUAGAAGGCUUUUACGAAUGGCAAACAACCAUCAAGUUCAAAAUAAAGCAACCAUAUUACAUAUAUGCACCUCAAGGAGACAAUAUCCAGGUGGAUGAUCCAGAAACAUGGAACAAUGAAUUUAAUGAGACAGAUGGUUGGAAAGGAAUUAAACUAUUACACAUGGCUGGGUUAUACCAUGCAUGGCAACAUGAAGGAACAAUAGUCUACUCAUAUUCUGUUAUAACUAUGGAGUCAAAUGACACAUUGAAUUGGCUUCAUCACAGAAUGCCAGCUAUUUUAGACUCCCAAGAACAGAUAGACGCAUGGCUUGAUAUUCAUAGUGUCAAUUCGGAACUGGCCCUUUCAUAUCUAAGAUCUGUCAAAAUAUUGUCCUGGCAUCAAGUAUCUAAAGAAGUCAAUAAUUCCAGAUAUAAAUCAUCAAACUGUAAUAAAAGAGUAACAACUGAAAAAAAAAGUAAACAAAAAACAUUGACUUCAUUUUUCACUAAGACUGAGAAGCGAAAAUAUAAUGAUGAAGACAAUAUAAUUAACGAGGAAUGUAAAAAAAUAAAAUCAUAAUAGCAAAA